Messenger RNA from Rotaria sp. Silwood2, 1281 nucleotides. The record is from the annotation of a GenBank genome assembly. Lineage: Eukaryota; Metazoa; Rotifera; Eurotatoria; Philodinida; Philodinidae.
AUGGGUUCCAUUUUCUUUUCAUGGAAAAAACACGAAGACAAAACGAAAACAGAAGAUGAACAUCACAAGCCGGCUAACGCUAAUUUGGCUGAUACGGGGACGAAUACUGCGUCGACUGUAGACCAGAAUCCUUCGAACUCAGCACUCAAUCCACAAGCUUCAGGCACAUCAAAACAGUCCAUAGAUCUUCAUGAUAUAGAAUCUUAUCAACAUCCAAUAGUAUUUCCUCCACAUAUGCCUCCUCCGAUUGUUCAUGAUGGUCCAGUGCGAGUAUGCAUUGAUAUGGAUACUUACAUUCGUACGAAGCCUAUUGAUGAAGAUUCAUGUUUUGACUGGUGGACUUACAAUGGUGGAUCACCUGGACCAAUCAUUCGAAUACGCCUUGGUGAUGUUCUAGAAGUCCAUUUUACCAACAAAGAUCAAACUGGUAUGCAACAUAAUAUUGAUUUCCAUGCUAUCGAAGGUCCAGGUGGUGGAUCUUCAUUAUUGACUGUCGAACAAGGACAGAAGAAAAUUGCUCUAUUCAAGCCGUUACGUGCUGGCCUAUUUCUCUAUCAUUGCGCUAUGGCACCUGCUCCCGUACACUUAGCUCAGGGAAUGUACGGAUGUGUGUUAGUAGAGCCCGAGGGUGGAUUACAGCCUCCAGCACAGAGAGAAUAUUGUAUUGUCCAAGCUGAAUUAUACACAAGUGAGAGAAUAGAUGAAAAAGAGCCGGUUGUGUACAUAGGUCCGGAUGAAGCAGAAAACAGAGAGAAAAUAGAAAAUGAACUCAAAGGGUUAACUCGAUUGGACAUGGAUGUCGAAGCAGGCGUACUCGAGAAAGCUACCCAUGUAUUGUUCAAUGGUAUAAAAGGAGCAGAAGGUUAUACUUUUCCUGAACAUACUAAUACGAGUAUUGAGCUAGCCAAGGAUGCUUUACUAGCCAAACCAGGCGAUAAUAUCCGUAUUUUCUUUGUGAAUGCUGGACCAAACUUAGUAUCUUCUUUUCAUAUUAUCGGUGGAUGUUGGGAUAGAGUAUGGCGAGAAGCGGAUCUCGUCUCAGCACCAGCACAGUGGGUACAGACGACACUGGUACCUGCAGGUGGCUGUGCUGUGGUAGAUUUUCAGCCUCAUGUACCAGGAACAUAUACUAUGGUCGAUCAUUCACUCUUUAGAAUUGAAAAAGGAGCAAUUAAAUUCAUCCAUGUGAAAGGUGAUCCACUCAGUCGACGUGAUCUCUAUGCUAGCGGUAGUGGACAUGGCCUUAAAAAUUGUGAUGCAUGCAAGUUGCAUCCCAAGUGA